Messenger RNA from Penicillium griseofulvum, 318 nucleotides. RefSeq names its product putative mitochondrial DnaJ chaperone (Tim14) (gene pam18). Gene Ontology annotation, biological process: protein import into mitochondrial matrix. Bases 1 to 318 code for a protein of 105 amino acids. The transcript is spliced from 4 exons. NCBI's taxonomy places the organism in Eukaryota, Fungi, Ascomycota, Eurotiomycetes, Eurotiales, Aspergillaceae. Gene Ontology annotation, molecular function: ATPase activator activity. The record is from RefSeq and is a predicted model, not a curated record. Gene Ontology annotation, cellular component: PAM complex, Tim23 associated import motor.
AUGGCCUCUGCUCUCACUAUUGGAUUUGGCAUUGCCACAACUGCCUUUUUGGGCCGCGCCGGUCUGGUCGCCUACCGCCGCUCCAAGGGAGGAUUAAACGCUGCCGGAAAGGCAUUCUACAAGGGAGGAUUCGAACCGCGCAUGAAUCGCCGGGAAGCCUCCCUGAUCCUACAACUUUCUGAACGUACUUUGACCAAGGAAAAGAUCCGCAAGAACCACCGCCAGCUCAUGUUGCUCAACCACCCCGAUCGCGGUGGCAGUCCAUACUUGGCCACUAAGAUUAACGAGGCGAAGGAAUUCCUCGAUAAACAUGUUUAA